AUGCAAGGAACCUUGGCUUGGUUGAAGGAGAUUGAAAGAAUCUUCAGAGUGAUGGAUUGCACUCUUGUGCAAAAGAUCCGUUAUGGAACUCAUAAGCUGUCAGGUGAAGCCGAUGAUUGGUGGGUGGACACUCGUCUAAGAGAAUUUCUGAGGAAGUAUUAUCCAGAAGAUGUGCGAGGAAAGAAAGAGAUUGAAUUCCUCGAGUUGAAGCAAGGGAACUUGUCAGUCACGGAGUAUGCUGCUAAGUUCACUGAAUUGGCUAAGUUCUAUCCUCACUAUGAUGGAGCGAAUGCCGAAUUCUCUAAGUGCAUCAAGUUUGAAAAUGGAUUGCGUCCGGAAAUUAAGAAAGCUGUGGGAUAUCAAAAGAUUCGCGUCUUUGCGGAUCUGAUUGAUAGUUGUAGAAUCUUUGAAGAGGACAACAAUGCACACUAUAAGAUCUUGUCUGAGAAUAGAGGAAGGGGCAAACACAGCCGUGGUAAGCCAUAUGAAACUCCGGUUGGAAAAGGGAAACAGAAAGUGAUUCCGGGUCGAAGAACAAGUGGGGGAGAUGCUUCUGCUAAUGUUAUCUGUUUCAAGUGUGGAAAGCCGGGUCACACGAGUAAUGUGUGUAGGCUUGGUGAAACGAGAUGUUUCUGUGGUGGUAUGCCGGGACAUGCGGCUCGUGAUUGUAAGCAGAAGGAUGUUAUUUGCUUUAACUGUGGGGAAGGAGGACAUAUCAGUGCUAAAUGUCAGAAGCCAAAGAGGGGACAAGAGAGUGGUAAAGUGUUUGCUUUGUCGGGAACUCAGACUAUAAAUGAAGAUGGACUUGUUCGAGGUACUUGUUUCAUUAAUAACAUUCCUUUAAUUACUAUUAUUGAUACCGGUGCCACACACUGUUUUGUUGUUGCGGAUUGUGUUGAAAGAUUGGGUCUUUCUUUGUCUUCCUUGGGUAGAGAUAUGAUUGUUGAGGUUCCCGUUAAGGGAACGGUAUCUUCGUCUCUUGUGUGUAAGAGUUGCCCCUUGUCAAUAUUUGGUAAAGAUUUUGUAGUUGAUCUUGUUUGUUUGCCACUUGUCGGGUUGGAUGUAGUAUUGGGUAUGGACUGGUUGAAAUCCAACUAUGUUCAUAUUAAUUGCUACAACAACACUGUGAGGUUUUCUUCUGCCGAAGAAGAGGGAAGAACAGAAUUGUUAUCCAAGAAACAAUUGAAGGAGUUCAUAGAAGAAGACGCGUUGGUGUUCUUGUUGAUGGCAAGCUUGUCUGUGGAGAGUCAGGCUGUAAUUGCGGACUUGCCAGUGGUGUGCAAUUUCCCUGAAGUUUUUACCGAUGAGAUUCCUAGUGCACCGCCAGAAAGAGAAGUUAGCUUUCUUGGUCAUGUUGUUUCCAGUGACGGAAUUGUGGUUGAUCCAUCGAAGAUUGAUGCGGUGUUGCAAUGGGAAGCUCCUACAUCAGUUACCGAGAUAAGAAGUUUCCUUGAGUUGAAGAAAACGUUGACAACAGCUCCGAUUUUAAUUUUGCCAAAUCCCGAGGAACCGUUUGUGGUUUAUUGCGAUGCUUCGAAGAUGGGAUUAGGAGGUGUGCUUAUGCAGAAUGGUAAAGUGGUUGCUUAUGCUUCUAGACAAUUGAGGAUUCAUGAGAAGAACUACCCUACGCAUGAUUUGGAGCUUGCGGCGGUUGUGUUUGUUUUGAAAAUUUGGAGACAUUACCUUUAUGGAUCUAGAUUUGAAGUCUUUAGUGACCAUAAAAGCUUGAACAUUAGAGAGGCUCAAAAGUUGGAUAUGAAACUUGUUGAUGUGAUCAUUGGACUCGGACAAUCUGAGAAUGAGGAUUUCAAAUUGGAUGCACAAGGUGUGUUGAGGUUUCGUGAUAGGAUUUAUGUUCCCGAUGAUGUGGAUUUAAAAAGGAUGAUCUUGGAAGAAAGCCAUAGGAGUAAUUUGAGUAUUCAUCCCGGAGCGACUAAGAUGUACCAAGAUUUGAAAAGAUUAUUUUGGUGGUCGGGAAUGAAGCGUGAAGUAGCUCAGUUCGUGUAA
Lathyrus oleraceus (garden pea) is the source of this 2007-nucleotide messenger RNA. RefSeq lists its product as uncharacterized. The transcript is spliced from 3 exons. NCBI's taxonomy places the organism in Eukaryota, Viridiplantae, Streptophyta, Magnoliopsida, Fabales, Fabaceae. Bases 1 to 2007 code for a protein of 668 amino acids. The record is from RefSeq and is a predicted model, not a curated record. Gene Ontology annotation, molecular function: zinc ion binding; nucleic acid binding.